AUGAAUACAUUUAUGGCCGCUACAGAUAAAAUCACUGAGUUAGCAUUUGAAUGGAAAAACUCUUGUGUCAAUGUCGAUGACGCAGAAGAAGAACAUGAAGUUGAACAAGUACAACUACCUCAACAAGAACAAGAAUCAACGGUCGAAACUAGUGAUCAACCGAUACCAACAAUAAUUCUAAAAUCCACUUCGGGUGAUAUAAUUCCCAGUUCAACAACUUUCUGUUUACCAAUUGAGGAAAAAGGUGUAAAGAGACUGUUGAACCGUGUGAUCACACAAACACAAAAUCGUCGUUUAGGAGCCCUUAGCCGUCUGCUGUUAUUGGCAUUGAAAGAAUUGAAAAUGAAGCAUGAAUUGCGUAUAACAAGGAGUGGUAUUUUUGUCACAAAACAUGAACUGAAGACGUUGAAUAUUGAUUCAUAUUCUAUUCGAAAAAUCUACAUAACACCGUGUAAUAUUUUGUACGAAGGACCCUUUCGGGAUGAAGAUUAUCGAAAACUGACGAAUGCCAGUGAUAGUAUGAUUAAUCUCUAUGAAUAUAUCAAAAGUGUUCUAAUUCGUGGAAUAAUUAUAUGUGAUCGACGCUAUGAAUUUUUAGCAUUUUCAAGUAGUCAGUUACGUGAUCAUUCGACGUGGAUGUUUGCAACAAAUGCUCGUUCGAAUCGUACAAAUGCAUUUAUAACUGCAACAGAUAUUCGACGAUGGAUGGGUAAUUUCAGUGAAAGUAGACCAGUGUCAAAAUAUGCAGCAAGAUUAGGUCAAAGUUUUUCCACUACCGUCGAAGGAGUUGAAAUUGAAAAAGGUUCGUUUCACAGAAUAGAAGACGAAAAAUCUCGAAAUGGUGAUUAUUUCACGGAUGGCAUUGGUAUUUCAUCAUUGAGAUUAAAUAAAGAGCUUGCGGUACAGCUCAAAUUAGAUCGCGUACCUUCGGCAUUUCAGAUUCGAUUUGCUGGAAGUAAAGGCAUGAUCUGUCUUGAUGUUGCUAAUAAAAUUCCAGAAAAUAGCGGCAUCGAUCUUUUAAUUCGUCCUAGUAUGGAAAAAUUUAGUUCAUUAAAUCAAUCAAUCGGAAUUGUUCGUUCAUCAGCGUCACCGUCUCCAGCAUUUUUGAAUCGUCAAAUAAUUUUGCUAUUAAGUUCAUUAGGAGUUAGUAACCAUAUAUUCUAUGAAAUACAAGAAAAUAUGCUUAAGAAAAUUAGUAACAUUACAAAAAAUCCAUCUGCUGCACAAGAACUCCUCCGAGAAUUUAUAGAAUCAGGUUCAAACAGUGGUUGUCACUCGUUCAUGAUUGAAUGCUUCAAACGAUUCGGCACAAAAAUUGAUCCAUUCUUAAAACAAAUGGUGAUCUGUUUUCAGGCGUUUCUAUUGAAAGAAUUACGAACAAAAGCUCGAAUUUUUGUCAAAGAUGGAGCUUGUUUAUUAGGGGUGAUCGACGAGACUCGUACUCUAAACUAUGGACAAAUAUUUAUCCAAAUUGAAGCUCAUAAAAAAUCGCAAAGUCGGAUAAUCCAAGGACAAGUUAUUGUCACAAAAAAUCCUUGUUUUCAUCCAGGUGAUAUCCGUUUACUAACUGCUGUUGACGUACCGGCAUUACAUCAAUUAAAAAAUGUGAUUGUUUUCCCUAUGAAGGGUUAUCAACCUCACACAUCUGAAAUUAGUGGUUCGGAUUUGGAUGGUGAUUGCUACUUUGUAUCGUGGGAUAAACAAUUAUUGUUCAGUUCGAAUGAGAGACCGUUGAAUUAUCAUGAUCAAGGUCUUGAAGCACAGCAACAAGCUUUACUUAAUCCAGAAGUUCAAAUAACCAUCAAUGACGUCUGCGAAUUUUUUGGAGAGUACAUAGCAGCCGAUAAUCUUGGUCUUAUAGCCAACAGUCAUUUAUCAUUUGCCGAUCAAUUACCGGAGAGAGCACGAGCGGAAAAAUGUAUUCAAUUAGCGCAUAUGCAUUCAAUUGCCGUUGAUUUUGCUAAGAAUGGUAUUAGAGCGCCAAGAUUAACAAAAGAACUACGACCCGUUACGUAUCCACAUUAUAUGGAGAAAAAUGAUAAACCUCAAUAUAUAUCGACAACAAUUCUCGGUCAGUUGUACGAUCGAGUACAAGAUCAUCAACGUGAUUUGAAUGAAGAAAAUUAUGAACAAUAUAAUAAUUUAAUAAAUACCUUUCCAUAUGAAAAAUUCCAUAUCGAUGGUAAAGACGAUUAUUUAGAAGACGCAUAUAUCAUAAAACAAGAAUAUGAUCGUGAACUAAGACGAAUUAUGAGACAGUAUGGUAUUAAGCGAGAAAGUGAGCUUAUAAGUGGAUACAUUUUAAGAUUAAUGAACAAAAAAUACAAUAAAGAAUCCAAAAUGUUUGAAUUGCGACAAGAGAUUAGUCAUGCCGUUAGAUUUGUACGGGAUAAAUAUAUAAAAUUAUUUUGGAAUGAUUUUUAUAAUCGUGAACAAAUCGAACAAGAAGUUUGCGAAAAUAAAACUGAAAAUUCCCAAGACCUAUUGAAACGAAUUACAUGGAAAAAUCAGCUAGAUUUGGCAAAAAUAAACAAUAUUGUUUCUGACAAUACAAAGGAUGAAAUGGAUGAUGAAAUCUAUAAAAAAGCAUCAGCUUGGUUUUCUGCUACUUAUGACGAGCAAAUGAACUCACGAGAAAAUCGACAAAAGAAAAAACAGAAACCAGAACAUUUUGGCAACGAUAAACGAAGGGAUUUAUCAACUGGUUUAAAAUUAAAAACAUUUAGAUGUGAUUUUUCUAUGACUAAAUUAAGAUAUCUUGGACCUGAAAUUGCACCUGCAGAAGUUAAAUCAGAUCCAAAAACAACGUCAGCUGUUAAUAAUUACUGA
Didymodactylos carnosus is the source of this 2829-nucleotide messenger RNA. The record is from the annotation of a GenBank genome assembly. Lineage: Eukaryota; Metazoa; Rotifera; Eurotatoria; Philodinida; Philodinidae.